AUGUUGAACUCUAAUAAAACCCUUGAAGAUGCCAGGCCAAGGAAGAUUGUAGCAGUUGGUCGAUCAAAGAAUGUUUCAAUCCCUUACAGAACUCCUGUGAGCAAAGUCUCCAAAAAGUCCAUCAAGCCAUCCAAAAAGGCUUCCUACAGAAGCCAUAAAAGCAAGGAUUCUAAUAAUUUCUCACAUUUGUGGGAUUGGAAAUACGGCAAGAAGACCUUGUCGUCGGUAAUCUCUUCAAAAAUAGAAAGCCAGAAUUUGUCAUGUAAAUUGUCACUAAGUAGCUCAAGCUUGCACUCACUCAAUAAAUGGUUAGAUGAAAAGCCAAGCCCCAAAAAUAAAAAUCAAUCAAAACUCACAAAAUCAAACACAAAAGAGAAUCUAGAGGAGUGGCUCUAAAGCAGAAAAUGGAUUCUCUGGAAGCCACAAAAAGAUCGAACAGCCAAGCUAGUAAGGCGAAUACUCAGCCUAGACGACUUUCCUUAAACCAAGGGAUUAAUGCAACAUUAGAACUCCUGGGUUCAAAUCCCCCUCUAAAAAUGUUGGAGAACCUCUUAGAGGAAGAACAUAAAAGGAAUGAAUUAUCAGCUCACAGAAAGGAGCAAAACUUAAUCCAGAUUAAACGUAAUGUUGCGAUGAAGGUACGUAUCGAGGAGAAGAAAUAACCACAAAAUCGCGACUAAAAGACUAGAACAAUUCUUCCAAGAAAAUCUGAAGAAUUUAGAAGCUCAGUAUAGAUCCCAAAGAGCUGAUUUGUUGACUAAAUCAGCCCAAUUGACUAAAAUAUCUCGCUACAUGAUCCAGCAGGAACUUUACAUUUCUAAUAUGGCACGAGUGGUGGUAGACAACCUUGAAAAAGGGAAUGUACAUCGUAUCGAUGAUGGAAAGAACCCAGAAAUGUCCCAAAUAGUUAAAGACGGAGGUGAACUCAAGCCUUUGAAACUACAGAAGAGAGACAUCAAGGUCAAAGGAUUGUCGAUGAAGCAAAGCCCUGUCUUCUCACAGAUAGUUGUCUCUAAGAACAAACAAGAGCCAUUGCAAUCGCCUGUGAAGAUCCUUCAACAAGUUCCAAAGGGCAAGACUGAGCUUGAGUCUGAAGAGAGGAUCAAAAAGAUCCGAGCGGAAAGAAGGGAACUUAUGAUACAAAAGAUGAGACAGCAAGAGAUGGACUCUCUUCGUACAAUCUCAGAGAAAGCUAUUGACGAUUUUAAAACAAUUCAUGCAGAGAACAUUAAACUGAAACAAGAGAUAGAAGACCUUAAAGCUGAGCACAAAAGGUUUAAAAACAAUGUCCAUAAGGCAUGAUACAGGAGAGAGAAAUAAGCUUGAGGACAAACUUGAAUUGAUCCAAAGCGAGUUUAAAGUUUGGCGUAAAAUGUUCCAAAAAGAAAUGAAGCUCAAAGAAGUCAUCUACAAUAGAACGAUUAACUACAAUAGUGUUCUUCUAAAAGAACUUGUUGUUGCGAAGAACAUGCUGAAGGCGACUCAGAGAUCAUCAGAAUUCAAAGAAAUCGAGCUACCAGAUGCUAAAGACGUCAAUAUUUAUAAAUACAGACCUGCUUCAAGUUUUAACGAGGCUCCGAAUCUAUCAAAAUCUGUAACAUUUGGAGAAAAGGUGCCAGACAGGAAGCGUAAUAACACUUCGCUUGAAGUCAGCCUUAAAAUCCCUCAGUUAAAGAUGGAAAGAGUUGAAUACCAAGGACGGAAUUAUCCGUCACCGAGGUUCAACUAUUCUUCAUUUGGAAGACACAAGGAUGAAAGACCACUAAAAGGAUGCCUGAAAGAUUUAGUCAAGCGGUCUGUAAGAGGUCCUCUUGAUAGCUUAAGAAGCUCCCUGAAAACCUCUUUCAGAGAUCAGAAUACGUGGAAGUAUGUAGGGAAUAGUUCAAAAACUUCAAUUUAA
Messenger RNA from Moneuplotes crassus, 1900 nucleotides. Lineage: Eukaryota; Ciliophora; Spirotrichea; Euplotida; Euplotidae. The record is from the annotation of a GenBank genome assembly.